UUUACCUUUUACAAUCUCUGCCACUCUCUUUCCCCUCCUCACCCCAGUGGGAUUGUCUGUUCUUUCAAGUCUGGCAGUUAAACACGCCAUUGUUCUGCCAUUGCCAUAUUCCGAUCUCUUAAACCGAUCUAUCAACAUCCUUUCUCACCCAUACCCCAACUAUUGCAUAAAUGCUGCCCCCUCCACACUUCACUUCAGCCCUGAUAAAGUCAUCUGGACUUGGAAACGUUAGCUUGCUCUCUGUCCAAGGAUGCUGCCUUGGCCCUCUGUGAUUUCCAGCUUUGUUUUAAUUUCAGUAUGUAAUGACAUCCCUGGUUGAUUAAUUACAAUAAUACAUAAAAAAUAAUCACAUUUAAAAAAAAACACUCCUUCGGAAGUAACUUUGUCAUGACAUCAUGUAUGACACUCCGAAAGUGAAACUCUUGGUCCACCGUCAAUGCUUGCUUUGAGAAUUAGGCGAUUGGGUCCGAGGCUUUCAGGCAGUGACUUGUUCCAAUCACCCGGCAGCUUCUUGAACGGUCACACAGACCUUCCCCAUCCGUCGCUCAUCACAGUUUCGUUUUCCCAGCUUGAGUGAUGUCGAACGAGCAGCAAUCAGACCGGACCGCAAUUGCUAUGGCGACUGGAUCAGAAGUAAGAGUUGAGGAAUGUUUUCAGUGUUUGCUCUGCAACCAACCAGUCACCAAGCCCAAACUUCUCCAGUGUCUUCAUACCUUUUGUGUAGAUUGCCUGCAGCAAGAAAGGAGUGGAACAGGUGUCAAAUGUCCCAUCUGUGAGAUGGUGACUAGGGGAGAUCCUAGCUCCUUACAGGACAACAUACUUGUGGCAAAUCUACAGGACAAAGUGAAGAAACAUCAUCAGAUUCUUGACACUGCAGAGCUGUCCUGUACCUCCUGUGAAGCCAGCACUUCUCCUGAGGCCAGCACUCCUCCGGAGUUCAUGUGCCUUGAGUGUGACAAGUUCCUGUGCAGCAAGUGCUUUCACAUACAUCAAGUGCUGAUGAUCGAUCAUCAGAAGCAUGUUCAGACCUUGGGGACACUGAGAAAACUGGACUCUGAUGAGUUCUUGAAGAUCCUUACAAGACCAAAGCAUCUUUUUUGCAGUACUCAUGAUGAUCAGCAAAUUAGUCUAUACUGCAGGACUUGCUCAGUGUGGUUGUGUGUCCUGUGCUUGGUGUUGGAACAUAAGGACCACAACUGCUGUGGUAUCAGGAAGCAGAUUGUCACAUUCAAGAACGAUCUCAGAGAGACGCUGGGGUCAGUACAAGAGAAUGAGACAAAGUUUAGUAAAACGCAGGAGGACCUGGAGAUGCUUGUAGACAAGCUGAACAAUGAUAAAUAUAAAAUGGAAGAGCUCAUUAAUGCAAGAGUUAAAGCUGCCAUUGAAAAGGUGAAGGAGGAAGAGAACAGGCUACUGAAUGAGCUGAAGGACCUUCACUCAGCCAGAGUACAGAAGUUGCAGGAAAGUUUAACAAGAACAGAGAAUACACUAAAAAGAAUGACUGUGAGCAAAACUUUGGUGUCCCAGUUGCUUCGCUAUGCAACAGAGCAGGAGAUCUUGGAACUUCAAGGAACUGUUAAAUCAGCACUCCUCGGCCUCCAGAGAGAGCAGCCUCUUGAUGUACAAAUGGAGAACACAGUGAUAAAUUUUCAGGAAUGUUGGGCUCUUCCAAAGAAAAUGCUGGGCAACCUGAUCAUCUCAAAAAUGAAAUUAAACUCAGUUCCCGAUGAGAACGUACAGUUGCCUCAAUACAAUAAUCCAGAAAGGUGUGGUACAAAGGAUUCGAUGCAGAGAUCUCUGAAAUACUGCGACAAAAGGAAAUGUGAUGCACAAGCGGAAACUCUACCUCCUAUGAAACAGUGUGUGAAGGAGGAGGCAAGCAAGAGUGCAGAGGCAACUGUCACUAUUUCUUCUUCCAACAACAGUACAUGCAGUUCUGUCCCUUGCAUAGAGAGUGUCACUUCCUAUGCCCGGGACAAUGAAAAGCAAACAGAUUCUUCCAUUCUAGAUACAGUAGUGGAGCUAAUACAAAUAGAUUCAGAAGAUUCCAACUGAGAUUCAUCGGAGGUGAACAUCCUAAUGUGAUAUGUGUCUGGAAAGUUUGAAGCAGAAGUGCAGAGAGCAGCUGUCUUCAGCAAGCAAUCUUUAAUAUUUGUAACAAACUGGAGUGCACUGCCUGAAAGGGAGGCAGAACAAAUUUCAGCAGAUUCAAAAGACAAUUGAAAAUUUACAAGGAAAAGUGUGGAAAAACUGAGAGGAUACCUCCAAUCUGUGUUUGUUAAUGUGGUGCUGUAUAACCUGAAACAGAGAAAACAGGAGCAGAGAUGGACCAUUUAAUAUCACCAUGGCUGAUCAUCCUACUCAGUCCCCUGUUCCUUCUCAUAUCCUUUGAGCCCCAAAACCUACAACUCUCUCCUUUUUGAAAACAAUGUUUUGGGCUCAGCUGCUUUAUGUAGUAGUGAAUUCCAAAGGCUCACUAAUCUCUGGAUGAAGAAAUUUCUCAUCUCAGUUCUAAAUGACCUACCUGGUAUACUUAGAUUGUGAUCCCCGAUUGAUCAUGACACAAUAUAUUUAGAGAAAUUGGGAAGAGGGGGACAGCGAUCUGCACUCACAUAUUCUUGGAUAUAUAUAUUGGUCUCACUUCUAGCAAUUUCCUUAUUUUAAAGAUUUAUAUUUAGACAUUGUUGGACUAAAACAUUAUUUUUAAACAAUCAAGCUGUAUCUAUUGCACAAUGGAAACUGUGACAAAUGCAAUAUUUUCCCAGGUCAGGACCCAUUGUUAUUGUUGAAUACUGGUCAACGCUGUUUAAACUGUCUCAUGACAUAAUCGAAGGCCAAGUACAUUACUGUAUGCUUAUACAGUAAAGAAUAGCCCCCAGUACACCAUCAUGAAAAGUACUGAGAAGCUAGGUACAUAUUACAGUAAAUGCAGAGAUGGGAUUAAUCCGCAGUGCUUAAGCAGGUGUUUUAUGAUCACAUGCAAAUUUCUGUUCAAGUCACUCACCAUUCUGACUUGGAAAUAUAUCACUGUUCCUUCACUGCCACAGGGUUAAAAUCCUGGAAUUCCCUUCCACGUGGAUUGCAGUGGUUUCAAGAAGACAUCACCUUCUCAACAGCAUUUACAGACGGGCAAUAAAUGCUGACCACCAUUGAUGCCCAGCUCCCAAAAGUGAAAUAAAACAAAAAAAAAUCUAACACUCAAGUCACAAAUGACAUCAUAAAUAAUCAUGAUAAAGGAAAAAUAUUCCUCCUCAUCCUUCCUCAGCUGUUUGCAGCCUUGAACAUGGUAACCACACCAUCUUCAUCCAAUGACUCCCCAGCAUUAUCCACUGAGUGGGAUGCUCUCACCUGGUUCCAUUCUUAACUAAUUGUAGCUAGAGAAACAAUUGCAGUGACCUCUCUUUCUGCUCCACACAGUUACAUCUGGUGUCUCAAAAUCCCCCACACCAGUUCUUUUAUCUUCUUCACAAAGUAAGUUAUGAAAGAGGACUUGAGGAAUUUUCAAAAGAAUAUAGAUAAGUGUGCAGGCAAAAAUUUGACAGGUGCAGCAUAAUGUGGGGAAGUAUGAUCUUGUACACUUUGGCAGGAUGAAUAUCAUCAGAAAAUGAAAAUACCAGAUGAGCCCUCGUGUGCUGUAAUGACUCCACAGCACAGAAUGAAGUGAUUGUAACUGCUGUCAGGAUAACAUGAACUCUCCUGGAACAUGUGCUGCUUGUGAUCACACAACAUCUGCAUGUUGAGGCAGUGGAAUCCCUUUGGGUUUCAGAAAAUGGCUGAGUUCACACGAGGUGCUCAGAAGGCAAUGUGUGGUCAGUCAGUGACAUUCUGCAAGGCCGAAGUCAGCAAUUUAAGAAAAACCUUGUACUUGCUCCUCCUAUAUGUUUCUUCCUACAGGGAGAACUAGCCAUUUAGAUACAGAACUGGCUUGAAGGGAGAAGACUAGAUGAGUCUCUCCUGUGCUGU
Molecule: messenger RNA, 3963 nt
Organism: Chiloscyllium plagiosum (whitespotted bambooshark)
Lineage: Eukaryota; Metazoa; Chordata; Chondrichthyes; Orectolobiformes; Hemiscylliidae
Product: protein PML-like
Biological process (GO): innate immune response; intrinsic apoptotic signaling pathway in response to DNA damage; suppression of viral release by host
Cellular component (GO): nucleoplasm
Molecular function (GO): zinc ion binding
Source: RefSeq, a predicted model, not a curated record